GCUGCCAGGCAGAGAAAAGAGGCUGCCAGGCAGAGAAAAGAUGGUGCCAGGCAGAGAAAAGAUGGUGCCAGGCAGAGAAAAGAUGGUGCCUGGCACAAAAAAGAUGGUGCCAGGCACAAAAAAGAUGGUGCCAGGCAGACAAAAGAUGAUGCCAGGCAGAAAUAAAAAGUUGGCGUCAGACGACGCAAAGAUCAUGGACGACGUCAAAAAGAUGGUGCCAGGCAAGAAGAUGAUGAUAGACAACAUAGACACGGAGGUAUCAGAGAACAUAGACACGGAGGUAUCACACAACAUAGACACGGAGGUAUCAGAGAACAUAGACACGGAGGUAUCACACAACAUAGACACGGAGGUAUCACACAACAUAGACACGGAGGUAUCAGAGAACAUAGACACGGAGGUAUCACACAACAUAGACACGGAGGUAUCACACAACAUAGACACGGAGGUAUCAGAGAACAUAGACACGGAGGUAUCACACAACAUAGACACGGAGGUAUCAGAGAACAUAGACACGGAAGUAUCACACAACAUAGACACGGAGGUAUCACACAACAUAGACACGGAAGUAUCACACAACAUAGACACGGAGGUAUCAGAGAACAUAGACACGGAGGUAUCACACAACAUAGACACGGAAGUAUCACACAACAUAGACACGGAGGUAUCAGAGAACAUAGACACGGAGGUAUCACACAACAUAGACACAGAGGUAUCACACAGCACAGACACGGAGGCAUCACAGAACAUAGACACGGAGGUAUCACACAACAUAGACACGGAGGUAUCACACAACACAGACACGGAAGUAUCACACAGCACAGACACGGAGGUAUCAGAGAACAAUUCACAGCGCCAAAAGGCUGAUAUAAAAGCUUCACUCGCUCUUGUCUCUCAGACUUCGAUCCAAGACAAACAGUCACAAAGUACAAGAAAGAAAACCACCAAACACAUACGGGACAGUGACAAACCCAGCAUAACCCAUAAGUUUCACGAACUCCCCCGAAGAACCUUCUUACCGCGGCUUGCAAAGAACUUCGGUGAGGAGACGCCAUACACAGCUGAAUAUGAAAUAGAUUGCCAGGAGGAAUCCCCGGAUGCUAUCGACAUCAACACACAUGGUGCAGCUAACGAGGAGACACCGCAAGCAGACAGCAGUCAAUUUCCACAACAAGAAACCUGCCGUAGCUCCAUCACUAAGGAAGCAAGCAAAAGCAAUAGUAGCCAAAGGUCUCAACAACAUUUCGCCCCACAGACACCAAAACAAAGCAUCUCCAAGACAGAUAACUCAAAGACGACUUUACAAGAAAAUGUUUCACUGCAUCCAGAGAAAAACGAAAACAUGGCAGUCAGCCAGAGAGACAAUCGUAAGCGGAUACAUACAUUAGCUCAGUCAAAUAUACUUAAUAUAUUAAAAACACGGCGACAGUAACUGGUUCACUCCCUGAGCAAAGACAAGGCGACAGUAACUGGUUCACUCCCUGAACAAAGACAGGGCAACAGUAACUGGUUCACUCCCUGAGCAAAGACAAGGCGACAGUAACUGGUUCACUCCCUGAACAAAGACAAGGCGACAGUAACUGGUUCACUCCCUGAGCAAAGACAGGGCAACAGUAACUGGUUCACUCCCUGAGCAAAGACAGGGCGACAGUAACUGGUUCACUCUCUGAGCAAAGACAGGGCGACAGUAACUGGUUCACUUCCUGAGCAAAGAUAGCCAGAGGUACAACUAAACUAAAAAUUUGAGUAACAAUGAAAACCCAAACGAGGCUUGUGCCUCGUUUGGGUUUUCAAGGCAUACCAGCCUCUCCGCAAAGCAUUCCAACCUCUCCACAAAGCAUUCCAACCUCACCACAAAGCAUUCCAUCCUCUCCAAAAGCCAUAUUAACAUCUCCACAAGGCAUACAUGUAACAUCUUCACAAGCACACAUGUAAACAUACCCAGAAACAGACAUGCAAAAGUGUUCGCAAGCAGACAUACCACACAACACAAAAGAGUGACGAGCCAGCCAAGACACACCCUUCAAAGAAAACAUUCUCACAUUCCAACCAGAAGAACAAACUGAAAACUGAAACCAGGCAAAGAAAUAUAUAUAUAUAUAUAUAUAUAUAUAUAUAUAUAUAUAU
Messenger RNA from Cherax quadricarinatus, 2127 nucleotides. The record is from RefSeq and is a predicted model, not a curated record. NCBI's taxonomy places the organism in Eukaryota, Metazoa, Arthropoda, Malacostraca, Decapoda, Parastacidae.